Pochonia chlamydosporia 170 is the source of this 345-nucleotide messenger RNA. RefSeq lists its product as hypothetical. The record is from RefSeq and is a predicted model, not a curated record. Lineage: Eukaryota; Fungi; Ascomycota; Sordariomycetes; Hypocreales; Clavicipitaceae. The transcript has 2 exons. Bases 1 to 345 code for a protein of 114 amino acids.
AUGUCCAUGGCUGCCGAGUGUCAGCGCUGGCUGCGCCGCAAGCAGUACACCUUUGAAGUGACGUUUGCGCUGAACAUGUUUCGAUCGUGGGAGAAGUCUGUUAUUUACUCGGUUCUCUUUCUGCUUUGUAGCAUGACCUUCAUCGCUGCGGUGCUGUACCUCCCACACCAUAUUACGAUUCUGGCCGGCCGGGCGUGGUAUUACAUCAAGGGGGAACAUAUCAAUGUCGCCGCUUCGGCGAGGGAGGUUGUUCAGGAGGUGUCGAAGAGUGUAGUGAGCGAGGCGGCGCCUACGCUUGAGGCGGUUAGGGAUGCGCUUGUUGGGGUUGUUGAGAAGGAGUUGUAG